CUCAUUACUUAGUGCUCGCUGAAGGGGACAGAGCUAGAGCGUGUGCUCAGAGGCUGCCUCUCAAUGGGAGGAGGAUACAGAUGGAGAAAGCGAGAGAGAGAGAGAGAGAGAGAAAGCGAGAACGCGAGAGGGGAGAUUCUACAGCAGUAAAUUAAGGAUUGCUCCUUAUGUGCCUGUAAACGCGAAAAGCCAAAUCUAUUCUGUGUCAGUGCCAGGGUCUCCUCAAGGGAAGUCAGUGAUAUUUCAAAGGUGGAAAUGGCAAGGCUCUAAAUCUGUUGUUUCUGACUGGCUCAGCUGUCAGCUUUCAGUCACUGUGCUCAACACUGUUGGUUGUCCUCAGACAAAGUGAAGAAAAGGAAGGAAGAGUAGUGUGACGAGUCAAAGGAGUUUGGGAGUCUCAACCUAAAUCAAGGACGGAGUUGGAUGGGGAUUCCACAUCAGCCUCAAGAUGGAUGGAUUUAAAACAACGUGUUAGAAUACUUAGAAACACUGCUUGCAGACAACCCUUCUAGUUUGUUGAUGUGAGGAUCUUUUGACAGAGCAGAUGUGUCCUGUCAUGUCCUGGCUGCUGUGCCUGGUCCUCUGGGUCAGUGGGAGGUCCAUCCAGCUGUGCCAGGCCACCUUUUAUGAGACCAUACAGCUACAGCAGCACCAUGUGACACGGCCUGGAAGGACCUCCAUUCACGUGAUUGAGGGAGGAACAUGUGAGGUGAUUGCUGCUCACAGAUGCUGUAAUAAGAACAAGAUUGAAGAGCGGUCCCAGACAGUCAAGUGUUCCUGUCUACCAGGGAAGGUGGCAGGGACUACCAGGAACAGACCCUCCUGUGUUGACGCAUCCAUAGUGAUUGGGAAGUGGUGGUGCGAGAUGGAGCCCUGCCUGGAGGGAGAGGAGUGCAAGACGCUGCCUGACAACUCAGGCUGGAUGUGUUACGCUGGGAACAAGAUCAAAACCACCCGGAACACCCAACAGCCUGCAAGCGAAGAAUACCUCGAACUUUAGACGGACCAACUGCAGAGAUCAAUCCAAGGACCCAACAAAGACAUUCAGUUUGCUUUCCUGGAUGUGUGAAUUCUCAAAAAAAACUGCUGCUCAAGGGUAUUGGGAAUGAUGCAGUUCAAGGAUACCAAUGGGGGACCUUAUUGAAUUCUGAAUUUUGUUAUUUGAGGAAACACUGCUUUUGGAUGUACAGCACAUCUGUUGUCAGAAAACUCAGACAGACUCUGCGAGAUGGGCAGACAUUUCUGGGUUACCUUUAGCAAGUACUUGCAGUGGGGAGUCAGGAUUCUGUAUAUACCAUGUUUCAGUGUCUUCAUGUUAACAAGAACAUUGUCUACAGUAUGAUGGUGGUGAGAUGUAAAAUGAUUCCAAACCCUGAUCUGUUCUGUUCUUGUCCAUGUGUUCUAGGUUUCAGACCACAGCCAAAAGUCUAAUAUUUCUCAGACAUUCAAUAACCUAUAGGUUCUACAUCACGUGAGGAUGCAACUGUACAUUGGUUGUUAAAAGGAAUAAUUUGACCAAUAUAACAACACAUAUUUUUGUUAUGGAAAAAAAACGUUUUUGUAUUUGAAUGCAUUCAGUCAACUCAGUUGCUUCAUCAUCCCUCUUAGAAAUAACAACACUUAUAGUCCAGUUAUCCUUCAAAAGGUUGAUUGCUCACCAAAAAUACAGUAUGCUUGUUUUGUUUGUUUUUUACUCCUUUAGAUGCCUUAUGUGUGUCUUCUUCAACAACAUAUUAAAAGUCUACCAUUGC
Molecule: messenger RNA, 1751 nt
Organism: Oncorhynchus tshawytscha (Chinook salmon)
Lineage: Eukaryota; Metazoa; Chordata; Actinopteri; Salmoniformes; Salmonidae
Product: chemokine-like protein TAFA-1
Exons: 7
Coding region: 545-1000 (151 amino acids)
Biological process (GO): neuroblast differentiation; regulation of neuroblast proliferation
Molecular function (GO): receptor ligand activity
Source: RefSeq, a predicted model, not a curated record